Molecule: messenger RNA, 1533 nt
Organism: Quercus robur (English oak)
Lineage: Eukaryota; Viridiplantae; Streptophyta; Magnoliopsida; Fagales; Fagaceae
Product: serine/threonine-protein phosphatase 7 long form homolog
Exons: 5
Coding region: 1-1533 (510 amino acids)
Biological process (GO): meristem maintenance; meristem development
Source: RefSeq, a predicted model, not a curated record
AUGGACCCACACGGAGCAGGACCUGCUAUACGGACUUUGUUGACGAGGCAGGAUGAGCAUCGUUCAAGUUUGCUUUGGGAUGCUCAUUUGGAAGGCGAGGAAGUGCAAGGUGUAUUGACUUGUCGUCACCGAGAGAAAGGUCUGCUUGAAGGUGGGGUAGAUGGGUUAGAUCCACGAAUUGUCGCUUAUAUCACUGAUGCAGGGUUAGAUGGGCUACUUCGGGUCCCACAUAUGGACAUUGACCAUGCAUUGAUCACAGCGUUGGUGGAGAGAUGGCGGCCGGAGGCGCACUCAUUUCACUUGCCCCACGGUGAGAUGACCAUCACACUACAAGAUAUGAAGGUUAUAAUGGGGGUACCUGUAGAUGGCUUGCCGUUGGUGGGAUGUAUAUCCCCGAUGGUCAAUUGGCAUGACGUCUGCCAUAGAUUGCUAGGGCAUAUACCGCCAGAUAGAGAACCUGGUCGUAAUAAGAACACUAGAGUGAUGGAAGGGGCGAGGGUAAAAACCAAAUGGCUUGAGGAUUGGUUUAGAAACCCUCUCCCGGUUGACGCCCCUGAGCAGCUUGUGCAGAAGUAUGCUCGGUUUUACAUAGUGGAGUUGUUAGGUGGUAUGCUAUUUAUGGACAAGUCUGGAGAACAGAUCUCAAUUAGGUAUCUGCAAUUUUUCGAUCCAAUCAGCAACGGAAAGAAGAAUAGUUGGGGUAGUGCAGCACUAAGUUGGCUCUAUAGACACCUCUAUAACGCAUCAGAGAAGAAAGCCAAGCAAAUCGGCGGUGCAUUGCUAUUGGUGCAGUUGUGGGCAUGGGUAAGGUUUCUCCACAUAUGUCCUGUGAUGAGGCAUCCACACCAGGCACUGCCUCCAGGUCCACUUGCGGUCAGAUGGAAAGGGGCUAAGAUAACAACUGAACAUUCAAUGCACGUCCUACGUGCCUAUCGUGUGUCGCUUACUUCGCUACGGCCAAAUCAGGUGGUUGAAGGCCAUCAUCCUGAAUGUGUUCUCCGACAGUUUGGGAUGAAGCAAGGCAUACCAAUCGAUGUUGAUACUUCAAUUGAACUGCACAAGAUCACCCUCCAGGGCAAGCACCAUGAAGAUUGGGCCGAAGUACAUGCCCCGCAUAUUGCUAAAUGGGCUGUGCACGCCACAAUUGCCGAUGCACCGGCCUUUCAUGGGGAGAUGAGCUACAAUGACGAGUAUAUGGUGUGGUUUCGUCCUCGCACUGUUCGCCAUAUUACAAAAGAGACUUCGUACUGGGACACUUUGGUUGAAUCACAGUUGAGCAUUAUAGCGAAGUGCAAACCAGGGUCUGAGAUCUACACCGACUCUAUUAAUGCCUUGCAAGCUGUUAAAGAGAUCGGUCGGUUAACCUUGGACCAUGCACGUGAUGUGGGCAACACAAGUGAAUCGGCUGUACGGCAUGGUUGGCAAGCAGGUGGACGUCAAGGGCAUGGAGGCCGUCAAUCUAGUCAGCGUCAUACAUCUAGUCGGCCUCCCACAUCUGGUCAGCGUCACACACUCGUGCCCACAUCUAGUUGA